Messenger RNA from Dicrocoelium dendriticum, 1329 nucleotides. NCBI's taxonomy places the organism in Eukaryota, Metazoa, Platyhelminthes, Trematoda, Plagiorchiida, Dicrocoeliidae. The record is from the annotation of a GenBank genome assembly.
CUUGUGUUUCCAUAGUGAUAAAUGGUGUGGUUCCCCUUUUUGAAAUGAAGUCGGAUGGACCUUAUAAUGCGCCAUUUGAUAUUGUGGAACAGGAAGACAUUGCCACUUCUCGCUCAAGAAGAUCCUCUGACUGCGUCACGGAUGAGCAUGAAGAGCACCGAAGCGAUGAAAGGGCCUCUCACCGAAAGAUUGCUUCCAAAUUAGCUUCCGGGAUGUCGUCUGACAGAGUUUCUGGAGUCAAAUAUACCGAAGACACUACGGGGCUUAGAGGUGACUCUGAUUCCGGUAGCUCCGAUGAGGAUGAGGACGAGGACGAGGAGAACAACACCCCAGAAGUUGUGGAGGGUGCGUAUAAUCCAGCGGACUAUGAACACCUUAAUGUAUCACCAGAAAUUAAAGAGCUAUUUGAAUACAUUCAAAGAUACACGCCGCAGACAAUAGAGCUGGAGACACAUUUAAGACCAUUUGUACCAGACUACAUUGCAGCUGUCGGUGAUAUAGAUGCGUUCCUCAAGGUGCCCAGGCCGGAUGGGAUGCCAGAUAACCUCGGACUUCAUGUGUUAGAUGAGCCGUGCGCGAAACAGUCCGAUCCCACAGUUCUGGACUUGCAUCUAAGAACCCUAUCCAAGCAGUCUGCUGCAAGACAGCUGGUGGUCCGAAGUAUAGAAAAUGCUGAUGAGUGUCCGAAAGCAAUCAACAAUUGGAUCAAGAGCAUCUCUGAUUUGCACAGAGCGAAGCCACCACCGACAGUUCACUAUUUGAGAAAUAUGCCAGAAAUUUCCGCACUCAUGGCAGAGUGGCCGGCGAAAGUCGAAGACGCGCUACGCAUCCUCAGGCUCCCGUCCUCCGAGCUGGAUUGCACUCUAAAGGAUUAUAUUGAUAUACUAUGUGUGCAGUGAAUAAACUCAUUAGGAAAUAAAACAUGAGUUCCCGAAUACACAUAACUAAAUAAUUAGUUGGAGUAUCGAACAAGAAUACUUCACGCUACCACGACGAAAAGAUCAGUUAAAUGAAAAGGAUAGAACACGACCCCGGGGAUAAAGAAGGAACAGUGAUCGAAUGGAGAGCAAUCAAGUAUUGGAAACAGCGUUGGUUCAAGAAGACCAAUAUCUACGCCAUUAAAUGAAACCCAGAGGAUUGCAGUGCAACUGAUCCGGCUUGCAAUUACUCUAGUCAACGUCAGCAAAGAUAAACAACAGAUAAACGAGUUGAGGCUGAAAAUAAAUAUCAAAGAGAUAAAACCCCUGCUGGAUGCCUAGUUGCGUCAUAUUAAGGUUUUCGUUUACUGACAUUUUAAAUUCCCCAGAUUCAAGCUGGCAACAUUUCUCU